UCAACCUAAAACCCCCCUACUCCCUCUGGUCCGCUGGUCUGCUCCCAGUCUCGUUCAGCUCAGCAGUCUGCUCUUCUUUUUCUGCUCCCUUUAACCAUGGCGACCGCUGCACACUCCCACCUCGUCUCCCACUCUCCAUCAUCCCUUUGCAAAUCCUUAAGGUACCCUCCGAACCUCUUCUCCCUUAAAUCCAUUUUAGCCAUCAAGCCCACCUCAAGAACCUUCAGCCUGAGAGCACUUCUGUCAACAACUGCCUCAGAGCCAGAAACCCAGAAGUUUCAGCACUGCUUUACAAAAUCCGAUGAUGGGUUUUUGUACUGCGAGGGCCUUAGGGUUCAAGAUGUCAUGGAUUUUGUAGAAAGACGACCCUUUUAUCUGUAUAGUAAACCCCAAAUUACUCGAAAUGUUGAGGCUUAUAAGGAUGCUUUGGAGGGAUUGAGUUCGAUUAUUGGCUAUGCGAUUAAGGCUAAUAACAAUCUCAAGAUUUUGGAGCAUCUGAGGCACUUGGGUUGUGGGGCGGUUUUGGUUAGCGGAAAUGAGCUCAAGUUAGCUCUCCAUGCUGGCUUUGAUCCCACGAAGUGCAUCUUUAAUGGAAAUGGCAAGCUGUUGGAGGAUCUAGUACUAGCUGCUGAAGCAGGUGUCUUUGUAAAUGUUGAUAGUGAAUUUGAUUUAGAAAAUAUUGUUGCAGCCGCAAGGAUUGCUGGGAAGAAGGUCAAUGUGCUAUUGCGUAUUAAUCCCGAUGUCGAUCCACAGGUCCAUCCUUAUGUUGCUACUGGAAACAAAAACUCAAAAUUUGGUAUCAGGAAUGAGAAGCUGCAAUGGUUUCUAGAUGCUGUAAAGUCUCAUCCUAAUGAACUAAAGCUUGUUGGGGCCCAUUGCCAUCUUGGUUCUACCAUUACUAAGGUAGACAUUUUCAGAGAUGCGGCAGUCUUAAUGGUUAACUACAUUGAUGAGAUUCGAGCCCAAGGAUUUCAAAUUGAUUACCUAAACAUUGGAGGUGGUUUGGGAAUUGAUUACCAUCAUACAGGGGCUAUCCUUCCCGCACCUAGAGAUCUUAUUGACACUGUUCGGGAGUUGGUGCUUUCACGAAACCUCAAUCUCAUCAUUGAACCUGGCAGAUCACUUAUCGCAAAUACUUGUUGCUUGGUUAAUCGCGUUACUGGAGUCAAAACUAAUGGGACGAAAAAUUUCAUUGUAAUUGAUGGCAGCAUGGCUGAACUUAUCCGUCCUAGUCUGUAUGAUGCUUAUCAACACAUAGAGUUGGUUUCUCCUCCACCAAGCGAUGCUGAGGUUUCCACGUUUGAUGUUGUGGGUCCUGUCUGUGAGUCUGCUGAUUUCUUGGGAAAGGAUAGGAAACUUCCAACCCCUUCAAGGGGUGCCGGCAUGGUAGUUCAUGAUGCAGGUGCUUACUGCAUGAGUAUGGCAUCAACAUACAAUCUCAAGAUGCGCCCUCCAGAAUACUGGGUUGAAGAUGAUGGCUCAGUAUCCAAAAUCAGGCACGCGGAGACAUUUGAAGACCAUUUGAAAUUUUUCAAGGAUCUUUGAAUUGUAGUAAUAGUAGUAUUGCCUGCUGGAGUGCUGUACCAGUUUUAGCAUAUUGCGCUAGGAGGUUGCUUCUGUAGCUAUCUAUAUAGGCUGACAAUUUUUCAAGAGCCCCUGGUGUUGCAUUUGUUGUGUACCUUAACAAUUUUAUGGAUGGCAUCCGCAAGUCAGUUGAUCAAAUCAAAGGUUGUUUUCUGUU
This is a messenger RNA of Coffea eugenioides, 1741 nucleotides long. Its product is annotated as diaminopimelate decarboxylase 1, chloroplastic-like. NCBI's taxonomy places the organism in Eukaryota, Viridiplantae, Streptophyta, Magnoliopsida, Gentianales, Rubiaceae. The record is from RefSeq and is a predicted model, not a curated record. Gene Ontology annotation, molecular function: diaminopimelate decarboxylase activity. The coding region runs from base 97 to 1545 and encodes 482 amino acids. The transcript has 8 exons. Gene Ontology annotation, cellular component: chloroplast.